Messenger RNA from Pomacea canaliculata, 873 nucleotides. RefSeq lists its product as uncharacterized. Bases 137 to 484 code for a protein of 115 amino acids. Lineage: Eukaryota; Metazoa; Mollusca; Gastropoda; Architaenioglossa; Ampullariidae. The transcript has 3 exons. The record is from RefSeq and is a predicted model, not a curated record.
CCACAUAAACAAAAAGAGGUAUAAAAGAUCACCGACUAGCUGCCUGCAACACACCCCGAGUAGUCUCACCAUUGCAGUCACCACUUUCACCUGAGGAAAGACAAGAGGCCGCGAGUUCUCACUCCACAAGACCAACAUGACAACAACACAUCGGUUAAUGGCCGCCGCCUUCUACCUGUGCGGGCUUUUGUUUCUUUACCACAUCGACUCUGUGAAGAGCUUGAAAUGCAAGCUCUGUGACUUUGAUAACAAUGACUGUACUUCUGGCAACUUGCCAGAUGGUGAGUGCCCACCCAACCAUCUCUGCGGCCAUUUUAGAGAGUUCACAAAAGGAGGAGAUGGCCCUGAUGUGACAUUACGUGGCUGCACAGAGGGAGCAGAAGGUUUCUCCUGCACUAAAAAUCCGGAUUCUGAUAUGAUACGGUGUGUGCUCAUUUGCGCCGAAGACAACUGUAACAGCAAAUCCUAUCUUGGUGAAGAAUGAGAGAAGGACUGCAUUUACCUUGAUCAUUUUUUUCAGAAAACGCCACUGACACAAAAAACUAUGCGUUUAGUAUUUUUAUUUUAUAAUAGGAAAUAUAUAGAAAAAUUACUCCUCAAUACAAUUUUAUCCAAAAAACAAAACAUUAUAAACCAUGUAAUCGAACUUAAAAAUCGUCUUCUGUUUUUAAUUGUUUCUUGCUAUACAUCAUCGUGAAAGCUUUAAAAAGACAUUAAAAAGACUAAUUUAUUAUGUCUUCUCUUAUUUCUUUUGUUGUUUCACUCAGCGACGCCAUCACGCUGUGUAGACAAUUCAGUUGUCAGUCACUCGUUGAAUCCUUUUAACUUUUCUGUCAUUCAGAUGUAAACUUAAGUUUGUCAAUAAACACUUUG